Messenger RNA from Diversispora eburnea, 924 nucleotides. Lineage: Eukaryota; Fungi; Glomeromycota; Glomeromycetes; Diversisporales; Diversisporaceae. The record is from the annotation of a GenBank genome assembly.
AUGACUUUCUUAACUCACUUCAAUAAAAAUAAUAGAAAUUAUGUCAAAACUUCCAGAAACAAAAAUAAUAAUGAUAAUGAAGAAGACACGAUAUCACCACAAUUAUAUGCAUUAGCUGCUCGUUUGAAUAUUCGAGUAUCUCAUCCAAAAUUGCUUUUACAAGCUGUAACUCAUAAGACAUAUGAUAAUACAACAUUACCAUCAAGUGAAGGUUUUCGAGUUCUAGGAAACCACGCGCUUGGUCUAUAUGUUACCGAAUACCUACACAUUAAAUAUCCUCUUAUACCUUUACCAUGCUUACAAAAAGCUCUGACAGGAUAUUGUGGUCAUGUAUCAUUAGCUGCUUUUGGACAAGAAGUUGGUUUACAACAUGUAGUCAGGUGGCAUCCGAUUACAGAUGAAUACUUAUAUAAACAUUCUAAAAUUUAUUCAAAUAUGGUACCAGAAGAUAAACCAGUUAAAAUUAAGCAAGUUACUAUUAGUAAUGUAAUAGCGGAAUCUGUUCAAUCUAUCAUUGGAAUUUUAUACAAAGACAAUGCAACCCAAAAAUUCAUUCACGAUCAUAUAUUAUCUAGAGAAGUUAAAAUACAAGAUACCAUGCAUCUCGAAGAUCCACAAAAAGAAUUGUUUGCUUUGAUGAGACGAAAAGAGCGAGCCCAACCAAUUGCAAGAUUAAAAGGUGAAAGUGGUGCUCUUUCAAGUAAUCCUGUAUUUGUUGUGGGAAUUUAUUCAGAUAUUGAUCAAUUGGGUGAAGGAUAUGGAAGUUCAAAAAAGAUGGCUGAAUUCAGGGCGUUUAGAGAUGCUUUACAUCAAUAUUAUUUAAAAGAAGUUAAAGAUUUCACAUUACCAUCCUCAGUCAAUUCCCCUGAAGCACAAGCAAAUUUCAAGCCAACAGAAAUUGGUGAUACUACACCAAAACUUUGA